AGCAACAGCAAUCCUACACUAAAACCCGAACAGGGGAGGCCGAGAAACAAGAAGAAGAAUUAGUCGUAGUAGUGGUGAGUAAUAAUAGAGGCCGGCGGCGGCGACGGCGUGGGGAUGGGUGGUCAAUGCUCCAAACAAGUCGAACGGCGUAAAUCUAUUCACGCCCAGAAGAAAUACUUGAAAGAUCUCCAGCUCAAGGACGGGAAUGAUUUCCCCGGUUCCGAUUACCGUCCGCCCGAUCGCAAGAACUGGAUGGCCGGCCUCGACCCCUCCAAGCUCCGGGUCAACCAGAUCCUAUGGCCCGGCACACACGAUUCCGCCACAAACAAGAUCGGAAUUCCCCUGAUUUCUCGCCCCUUCGCCCAAUGCCAAUCCCUCUCAAUCUACCGCCAGCUGGCAACCGGCGCGAGGGUUCUCGACAUCCGGGUCCAGGAGGACCGGAGAGUGUGCCACGGCAUCCUCACCACCUACGGCGUCGACGUAGUCAUCCGCGACGUCAAGAAGUUCCUGUCCGAGACCCAAUCCGAGAUCAUAAUCCUGGAGAUCCGGACGGAGUUCGGGCACGAAGACCCGCCCGAUUUCGACAAGUACCUGGAGGAGCAGCUGGGGGAACACCUGAUCCCACAGGACGACCGCCUCUUCGGGAAGACGAUCGCGGAGGUACUCCCGAAGAGGGUGAUCUGCGUUUGGAAGCCCAGGAAGAAAAGUGGUCACAAAGCAGGGCCGCCGGGAGGAGCGCUGUGGAGCUCCGGCUACCUGAAGGACAACUGGAUCGACACGGACUUGCCGGAGAAGAAAUUCGAGAGCAAUAUGAAGCAUCUGAGCGAGCAGCCGGCGGUGGGGUCCCGGAAAUACUUCUACAGGGUGGAGAACACGGUGACGCCUCAGGCGGACAACCCGGUGCUGUGUGUGAAACCGGUGACGAAGAGGAUCCGGCCGUACGGGAGGCUGUUCAUCAAACGGUGCGUGUCGGAGGGACACGCCGAUAAGCUGCAGAUACUGUCGACUGAUUUCAUCGACGAUGACUUUGUGGACGCCUGCGUUGGCCUCACCAGCGCCAGGAUCCAAGGCAAUGUCGUCUCUUGAUUUCUUUUGGGAUUUGGAUUAUUAUUGGUUAAUUAAUUUGUUAUUGCUUUUGUACGUACGUGUUAAUAACAAUAAAACAAUCAAGAAUAAUGUUGUUCUUGUAUCCUAUGCCUUUGUACAUGUAAUAUGUGAAAUGUGCUCCUUUCUUACAUUGCUUUGAGCCUCUUAUUGUCAUAUUCCACUAAAUAAGUCAUACUUUC
Molecule: messenger RNA, 1286 nt
Organism: Cuscuta campestris
Lineage: Eukaryota; Viridiplantae; Streptophyta; Magnoliopsida; Solanales; Convolvulaceae
Source: the annotation of a GenBank genome assembly